AUGAGUGACGACGAACAAUCAAGAGAGAGUACAUUGCUGAGCAAAGAUUACAAGCUUGACAAACGAUCACCCUUGACCAUCAGCACAUUGAACAAGAAGAGUGAUCAGCUAUGGCUGUUCAAGCUUCCAAGAAAUUUUGAUAUAAACUCAUUGGAUGACAAGUCUAUUGAUAUUAAGAAUAUCGAGUCGAUUGAAUGCAGUGAUAUCAAGGUGGAUGGAAGAUCAAAUAAGUAUAGAUUGAGACAGGCUAAUGUUAAUGAGGUUUCGUCAUUGGUUAAUAUGUGGGCCAGUGACGAGCAGGAUGGUACAAUGAAGUUGGGUGUACCAUUCAGCAAGUACAUCUGUAUCGAAGAGGUCUUCAAAGUGCCAACGACCAAUGUAACACUGCCACCAACCAAGCAAGCACAACAACCAGAUGGUAUCAAGGGCAUGUUCUUCCCACCAGGUUCAGCUCAAUUCAAGAAGAACUUGAAUGAACAGUCGACAAGAGAUGAGAUACUGAAGAAAGUAAAGGAUUCAAAGUCCAAGAAGAAUAAGUCUAGCACUGUCACAAGCACAAGCACAAACAUCAACACAACUAGCAGCAGUAGCAAGAAGAAGAGCGUUGAGGAGCCAGAGAAGAACACCAACAAGAAGAACAAGAAGGUGGAUGAGGAUGAAGUUAUGGAGGAUGCCAAUGAUGACGACAACAACAACACCAAGAUAUCAAAGUCAAAAGAGUCGUCCAAGGACUCCUCAAAGGACAAGAAGUCAAAGUCAAAGAAGCAAGACUCUGACGAUGAAGAGGAAGAGGAAGAGGAGAAAAAGACAAAGAGCAGCAAGAAGAGCAAGAAGAGCAAGAAGGCAGAGUCUGAUGAUGAUGAGGAAGAGGAGGAGGAGGAAGUCAAGACACCAUCAAAGAAGAACAAGAAGAGCAAGAAGGCAGAGUCUGAUGACGAUGAUGAUGAAGAGGAAGACGAGAAGAAGAGCAAGAAAUCAAAGUCCAAGUCAAAGGAUGACAGCAGCAGCAGUAAAAAGAGAAAGUCAGUCGAGCCAGACAGCAGCGAAGACGACGAAGACAAGAAGAGCAAGAAGAAGAAGAAGCAGAAGUGA
This is a messenger RNA of Acytostelium subglobosum LB1, 1092 nucleotides long. RefSeq lists its product as hypothetical. The record is from RefSeq and is a predicted model, not a curated record. Bases 1 to 1092 code for a protein of 363 amino acids. The transcript is spliced from 3 exons. Gene Ontology annotation, biological process: transcription by RNA polymerase I. Lineage: Eukaryota; Evosea; Eumycetozoa; Acytosteliales; Acytosteliaceae.